This is a messenger RNA of Gilbertella persicaria, 824 nucleotides long. RefSeq lists its product as uncharacterized. The record is from RefSeq and is a predicted model, not a curated record. The transcript has 2 exons. Lineage: Eukaryota; Fungi; Mucoromycota; Mucoromycetes; Mucorales; Choanephoraceae. Bases 64 to 615 code for a protein of 183 amino acids.
AUUUUUGAGUAAAAUUGAUAAGCAUAAUAACACCAAAAGUGUAUUGCAUGCAUAAAAGAACAUAUGUAUGCAAAAAUACAGCAAGUUUUGAAAAAGUCAAAAAAUCGUCAGUUUGCCUUACAAUCCCCUUUACAAAUCCUCAAUUGCCUACCGGCUAACUUUGAACCAUACCUGCAAAGAUUUGUUCACAAUGAUUGUUCAAUCUUCAGUUUCAACAACUCUGGGCUCCGACAAAUGUACUCACGAAAUCUUCCUGAUAUCCAGUCAUUGCCGGCUAGCGUAGAUACUGCCCGAUUUAAGCGCUUCCUUCGAAUCUCAAUCCCAGGUCGCACUAGAAAUCUCUGGUAUUGCCUUUUACACAACAAGAUCUCUUGCAAGUCGAUAACUGCCGCUAUCUUGCAACUACCAGAUGAUAAAUGUGGAUUUUGUGGUCUAACACAAACUCCCGAACACAUGUUGUUUACAUGCACGGCCAACAAAGACAUCUGGACAAAUGCUAUCAAUUUGUUCUUCGAGCACCCUUCUCGUUUCUCUCUUUCCCAGCUUUACCUAGAUGUAAUAGCUUUGAACAUUGAUCAUUACCAACUACUAGAUACACAUCUUCGCCUUAAUUGAUUUGAAGUUCUCUCUGCUGUCUUCUCCUCUAUUUGGAACGCGUACUGGCGCCACCACUUUGAUGCUCGCUUUUAUGAUGGUCAAGUUAUACUCGACGACACCAUCAAAACUAUACGAAAAUUAUCUGCUUUCAAAUAUUUGUAAAUUCUGCCUUUUUGAGACAAGUCACUGGUUCCUACACUUGUUCUCUUUCCUUAUAUCCCCCUUUU